Messenger RNA from Closterium sp. Naga37s-1, 1851 nucleotides. NCBI's taxonomy places the organism in Eukaryota, Viridiplantae, Streptophyta, Zygnematophyceae, Desmidiales, Closteriaceae. The record is from the annotation of a GenBank genome assembly.
AUGACGGCUCGUUGUUUCGACCACCGCGCCAUCAAUUUCGUGGCGACGCGGUGGAUUCUUGCUGACCCCACCUUCUCCCUCCAUCUCUUGCUUCCCCCCUCCCACAGCCAGGGUCUUGUUGGUGCUGCUGUUAUCAAAGAUCCCCAACCGACCGUGCCAAGUCCCACACCAAGCACCGUGCGGGUGUCCGUUGGUCCUCCGUCGGCUACCUCCACACCGAAGAGAGCGCGUUCAGGGAAGUGGGCGCAGCAUACCCUGCUCGUCGGAGGCCGCCGACUUUCUCAUUCGAACACUCCGGCUGAUCCACCACCUGCUGCAUCUGCACCGCCAGAGGAAGAUGUGUUCCCGAUCCGCGCGGACACCGGCUCGCCCGCCCUCACCAAGGCGCAGCUGCGGGAGCAGAUGUUCGUGGAGGCCAGCAUCAUGUACGAUACGAGGUGGUCGGGACAGUUCUCCUGGCUUGUGUUCGGAAAAACCAAGAAUGGGUUUCCCUAUGUGAAGUGCAGUGUCUGCAUGGCCUACGGGAAGGAGAACACGAGGUACGCGAGGCAGGGUGAUGACGGAGGCCGUGACAUGCAGACGCAGGCGUUUCGCGCACACGAGCACACGGACGCGCACAAAGCGGCUGUUGACCGGCAGCUGAAGAUUGCGAGAGGCAUCCGCGAGGGGCAGCAAGUGAUUUCGAACUUCAUCAACUCGGACGUCGAGGGCAGGCGCGCCGUCCGACUGUUGCGGGAGGCGCUGGCUGUUAAGGACGCGGCGACGUCCAACCCCGACCUCGGCAUGGUGGACAAGGUGGUGCGCACCGUGGCGGCAAAACUAGGAGAUUCUUCAGUCUGGAGCCAACGGUUCAAGUACCUGCAGCGUGUGAUCUACAACACUAACCUCGAAGUCCAGGGGAUCCACACGGUGUACGAGAUCGUCACGUGCUACAAGUUCCAGUUUUGCCUGUUCUUCCUCGCCGACAUCCUCGCCGACAUGAACGACCUCAACCGCUGUUUCCAGAAGCGAGAUAUUGAUGUGACGGAGAUUGCGAAGACCAUCGAGGCCACCACGGCGGAUCUGACUGAGCGGUAUUUGGAUACCGACAAGCAGUUCGGUGGCGAGGGCAAGUGCUGGCUGGUCGGCUUUCUGAAGCUGCACGGGCAUGGUGGAGGCAAGAAGGUCCGUGUGAGAGGCGUGGACGGGGAGGGACGCCCAGUGAACCAUCUGUACACCAUGCACGAGCGGAAGCUCCCGGGGCAAAAGGUGGGGAGCGGAUACGAGGAGUGCGUGAAGCUGUGCCGCAGUUUCGCCCGCGAUUGCGUGGACAAUCUCAACGAGCGGCUUGAUGACCUGGGGAAGCUGGGGCCGACGAAGCUGUUUCGGGCCGGAAAGUGGCCGAAGAUCAAGGCACAACGGGAGAAGAAGUGCCGUGAGUGGCUUCUGGGAUGCAGCAAAUUCUUCCGCCACCAGCUGCCGGGAUUCGACCUGAAGGCCGCAGAGAGGGAGCUUCCCACAUUCUGUGCGAUCAUGGAGGCGCACCACGAGCUGGAAAGCUUCACGCAGGGACUGACCAACAUUCUCGGGAGCGCGGACUCGAAGAGGUCUAUGAGGAGGAGGCGCCCCGCAAAGAGCGUGAAGCUUGCUGUGGCUGAUCGCGAAAGGAGGGGGAAAGCAAAGGAGGGUGAAGUCGAAGCAGGAGCUGCCCACCAAAACGAUGGGGACGAGGACGAGGAGGAGGAGGUGGAUGUGGAACAGGCCCUGGGCGACGAUCAGGAGCUUGUGGGGGAGGAGGAGGAGGACAAUCCCUUCCUUUCGGACGAUGAGGAUGUGGAGGAAGUGUUCCACAUCGAUAGGCCUGUGCACUAG